ACAAACCAAUCCCAUCGAUCAUUACGUAAGUGUAUGCUGCUGGAGAUACAGUAUCUGUCCGCUAAAAUGCUCAAGUAUAUCCUUAGCUUUCUCGUAUUAUGUGGCAUAGGAAUUUAUGCCGAUAACCUUAUACCGGCGUUACCGGAGGCCAAAGCCCUUCUCGAUGAGAAAUCCAUCCAGAAGCGAUUGGAAGUGUUUCUCAAUUCCAGCCAAGGCGCCGGUUUGAAGGAGAUGAUGAAACGUGUGGAGGCCAUGAAACCAGAGGAGAUUAAAGCGCUGAUCAACGAGACGUUUUCCAAUAACUCCACCGCACUGCGCCAGGCCAAACAAUUCGGUUUUGGAUUUGGAGGUUUUGGUGGAGGUUUCGGUGGAGGGAAUUCGUUGCUGCUGGCGUUGUUACUGCGUGAUCGCCAUCGUGAUCACGACUGGCCGCGUCCCAUGCCGCAACAGAACAAUCAGCCGGAUUUCGCCUCAUUAGCAACAUUGACGCUUUUGGGUAUAGCGCUCAUCUCCCGAUUUCCCACUCAAGGCUAUCUUAUGCAGAGAAAGACGUUUGGUAUUCUGGGCAUUGUAGCUGUGACCUUUCUAAUUGUCAUUAUGUCUUAUGCCAUAUCCACUCGCCGUUUAACUUCGUCGCAGGGUUCUGGUUUACUGUGGCAUCUCAUUCGCGAACACGAAGAACCAAGCGCAUAUUCGGUUUCUGCUAGCCAAAAGUCAAAAAUGGGCUACGCAGUUUUCGGAAGUAUCGCAUGCUGUCUGCUGAUACUAUUGUGUUGGUGUUGUACGUCGCCGGUGGCUGGAAGGUCACUCGCCCCUGACAGCAACGAUCCCCUUCAAAAUACUAUCAAUCAUCACCAAGCCCGGAAUAAUUCGGACCACAAACACCGUUUCAAGCUUCCACCAGCAUACCGACAGACGCUGAAGCGUCUCUUGAAGCUCUUAAUGAAGAACGGUACACUGCAGUUACCGGAAGGAUUUAAUCUGGCCAAUGUCACCGCCCAACUGGCUAAUGUUACCGGGGAUGUGCGUAGCGGGCGGCAGUUUGGUGGUGGGAAUGGAGAUAAUUCAGCGCUGAUUGCGGCGCUGUUAUUGUUGGAUGACGAUGAUGAUGGCUUUGGUGGGGAUGAUGACUGGGGAUACGGUGGAUAUGGAGGCGGUGGUGGUGGAGGCGGUGGAAGUGGAGGAUCGUCCGGCGGCGGAGAUGACAUGAGUCAAAUGCUACCGUUCCUGCUACUGGGUUUGGCACUGCUAGCGCAGUCACCAACACAAGGCUAAAGUUUCUUACAACACUAUGUCGUGAUCGUGACUGACUCUUCAUGGAAACAUUCUUAUAUCUCUGACAUCUAUAACAAAUGCCAGAUAACCAUAUAAUAAAUUUUCUGUCCUCUCGUCUGUGUUUACUUAUCUAUCUUCCUUACUUCCGGUACCUGUUUUAUAAAUGUUAAAUUGAAAUAUGUAUAUGGGCUUAUCGUAUUUCUGUCUUCUCUGUUUAAUGAAUCUCGCCAUGUAUUAGAGGGGAUACUUUGUGUGUUUAGGUAUGCACGGUAUUUCUUCUCCACCAGACUGCCCAGAUCUAAAGGUUUUGAAAUUUAAAAUAAAGAACAGAAAAAUAUC
Molecule: messenger RNA, 1614 nt
Organism: Paramacrobiotus metropolitanus
Lineage: Eukaryota; Metazoa; Tardigrada; Eutardigrada; Parachela; Macrobiotidae
Exons: 3
Coding region: 34-1275 (413 amino acids)
Source: RefSeq, a predicted model, not a curated record